Messenger RNA from Acanthosepion pharaonis, 483 nucleotides. The record is from the annotation of a GenBank genome assembly. NCBI's taxonomy places the organism in Eukaryota, Metazoa, Mollusca, Cephalopoda, Sepiida, Sepiidae.
AUGUGGCCAUCAGAUUGUUUUUCUCGCCCUGUGCCUGAUGACACUCUUAAUAAUAUGUCAUUGCUAACGACAACAUCUCCCCACCCCAAUCAAUCAGCCUUUUCUUUUCUUUUUAAGUUUUAUAAUUAUCAUCUUUUUUUAUUUUUUACCUUUCGGCUAUUUCUUCCUCAUCUCUCCUUUCUCCAAAAUGUUUUUCUUUUCCUAACGCUUCUUUUUUCCCCUUUUCCUCCUCCUCCUCCUUGCUUGUUUAAUAACUGUUUCUUUCUUUUCCUCCCCUUUUAUUCUUCAUUAUUGGCUUUGAUCAUUCUUUGCUUUGCCUUCCUUCCUUCUUUCCUUCCUUCCUUCUUCCCUUCCUUCCUUCUUUCCUUCCUUCUUUCCUUCCUUCCUUCCUUCCUUCCUUCCUUCCUUCCUUCCUUCCUUCCUUCUUUCCUUCCUUCCUUCCUUCCUUCCUUCCUUCCUUCCUUUUUCUUCUUCUCGACCUGA